AUAUUUCAGCUUUGGAAAGGCGGGGCACUCACCCGGAAGUGGUAUUAAUAGCUUGUGGCGAAAAGUACAAAUCUGUUCUUGUCCUGUUCCUGUUGGAUUUUAACCGCUGGGUUUCAGUGUGGGAGCUGUGGUUAUAUUUAUGAAGGAUUUCUACUGUAAGCGUUGACAGGGAUCUGAGGCUUUGGAGACAUGGUGGGCUAUGACCCUGGUUCUCAGGGUGCCGCUCUCUCCUCGGAGGAGGCAGCCGUCGCUGGAUCGGCUGCUGGGAUGGUCACCAGGGCCCUCGUCAGUCCCUUUGACGUCCUGAAAAUCAGAUUUCAGCUGCAGAUCGAGCGUCUGUCUUCACGAAGGCCGGAGGGGAAGUAUUGGGGAUUAUUUCAGGCAUCUCGCUGCAUUCGUUCAGAGGAGGGACUGUCUGCUUUCUGGAAGGGCCACAUCCCAGCACAGCUCCUCUCCAUCUGCUACGGGGCUGUCCAGUUUGCCAGUUUUGAGUUUCUGACAGAGAUGGUCCAUAAGUCAACGCCGUACGACAGCCAGACGUCAGGAGUUCACUUUGUCUGCGGCGGUUUGGCUGCCUGCUCUGCUACGGUGUUCUGCCAGCCUCUGGACACGCUGCGGACACGUUUUGCAGCUCAAGGAGAACCGAAGGUGUACAGGAACUUGCGUCAUGCUGUUUCCACCAUGUGGCGCUCAGAGGGAACGCUGACGUUUUACCGCGGCCUCUCACCAAUGCUGGUGGCCGUGUUUCCGUACGCCGGGCUGCAGUUCUUCUUCUACAACGUCUUUAAAAAGCUGCUGGCUCCUCCACCCAAAGCUGGAAACUCAGGAGGGAACCUGAGAAGCCUGAUCUGUGGCAGUGGAGCCGGAAUGAUCAGUAAAACUCUGACGUACCCCUUCGACCUGUUCAAGAAGAGGCUGCAGGUGGGAGGCUUUGAGGCGGCCAGAGCUCACUUCGGACAGGUGCGCAGUUACAGUGGUCUGAUGGACUGCAUGCUUCAGAUAGCCAAAGAGGAGGGAGUCCGGGGCUUCUUCAAAGGCCUCUCGCCGAGCCUUCUGAAAGCAGCUCUGUCUACAGGCUUCACCUUUUUUUGGUAUGAAUUUUUUCUCAAUGUCAUGCGUGACGUCAAGGAGCGACAGAGAACAAACGGCCUCGCCAAAGACCUGGAGGAGAGAUAAUGAAGAGAAAGACGGGAACACUUGCUCCUUGUUAUUCACUUGCACUGAACAAAUUUCUCCUGUGGGUCGAUGGUGGCAGUUUCUGUGUUUACAUGUACGCACAAAAAACAUAUCCUCAUUUACUUUGUGUCUGUUCUGUCGCUGCAUCUUGUGUUUUCCAACGUAGAAUAGAUUUAAAUGUAUUUAAUCUGUGUUUUUAAGGGUUUGUGGACAUUUGCGUUUAAAGGAAAUAUCUGAAUAACAUUUUAUGUUCAAAGUCAGCUUUGCACAUUUUAAACACUGACUUUGGUCAGUGGAGGCUUUGACAUUGUUAAGUUACAUUUCCUUGACGUUUCAGGAAUAAAUUGGCAGAAAAGAACUCAGAAAAUGUUAGCUUUGGAGUUUUGUGGUGGUGUUGUGCAUUAAUAUUGUUCACAGAUUAAAAAAAAGAGACAAAAUAAUUCAUAUUUAUUUUAAUGUACAGUGCCAUGAAAAAGAAUCUGCCCCCUUGUUGAAUCCUUCCAUCCAUUUUCUAUACACCGCUUUAUCCUCACUAGGGUCAUGGGGGGUGCUGGAGUCUAUCCCAGCUGACUCAGGUGAAGGCAGGGGACACCCUGGACAGGUCACCAGUCUGUCACAGGGCUACAUAUACAGACACACAAUCACACUCACAUUCACACCUACGGACAAUUUAGAGUUAUCAAUUAACCUCAGCAUGUUUUUGGACUGUGGGAGGAAGCCGGAGUACCCGGAGAAAACCCACGCAUGCACAGGGAGAACAUGCAAACUCCAUGCAGAAAGAUCCCAGGCCCAGGCCGGGAUUUGAACCGGGGAUCUUCUUGCUGCAAGGCGAAAGUGCUAACCAGUACUUCACUGUGCAGCCCAUGUUGAAUCCUUAUUUUUUUUAAAAGAUUUCCCCCACUUAAAUGUUUACAUCAGCCCGUCAAACAUAUUUAAUGUUAGACAAGAAUAACCAAAGUAAAAACAAAAUGCAGUUUUUAAACGAUGAUUUAAUGAUUUAUGAGAAUGAACCUAUCCAAACCUACCCGGCCCUGUGUGAAAAAGUAAUUGCCUUCCUUGUUAAAUCGUGAAUUAACUGUGGUUAAUCCCAUUUUUUGGUUCAAUUCCACCAACCACAUCCAAACCUGAUUACCUCCAGACCUGUUCAAUGAAGAAUCACUUAAAUAGAACCUGUCUAAAUAAAAUCAGCCGAAAGACCUCAAAAUGCUGCAGGACAACGAUCAAAAACACACCAGCAAGUCGACUUUUGAAUGGCUUAAGAAAAACCAAAUGAAGGUUCUGAAGUGACCGAGUGAAAGUCUGAACUUAAGUCCGAUUGAAAUGCUGGCAGGACCUGAAAACCCUCCAGUGUUGCUGAAUUAAAAUAAUUCUGCAAAGAGAUGUGAAAGACUCAUCGCCAGUUCUGAAACACACUUGAUUUCAGUUGUUGCUGCUGAGGGUGGCCCAACCAGUGAUUAGGUUUAGGGGGCAGUGACUUUUUCACACAGGGACAGGUAGCUUUGAAUAGUUUUUUUUUCUCUUGAGAAAUAUCGUAAUUUAAAAACUGCAUUUUAUAUUUACUUGGAUUAUCUUUGUCUGAUAUUUACAUUUGUUUGAUGGUCUUAAACAUUAAAGUGGGACUAAAUACAAAAAAAAUAGGAAUUUGAGAAGGGGCAAAUACUUUUUCACUGAACCAUUUAUCAUGCUGGACAGAGCAGCAUUCUGAGGAUAGAUACGCUAAGCUAACCUCGUUGAAGUGAUUGUGGUUGUGUCGACAUGUGAGUCAAACGCUUUAACUUUCAGGUCAUUAUUUUUGAAAUAAAGGUUUUUAUAAACACUAA
Acanthochromis polyacanthus (spiny chromis) is the source of this 2996-nucleotide messenger RNA. RefSeq names its product solute carrier family 25 member 19 (gene slc25a19). Gene Ontology annotation, molecular function: thiamine transmembrane transporter activity. Gene Ontology annotation, biological process: thiamine pyrophosphate transmembrane transport. Lineage: Eukaryota; Metazoa; Chordata; Actinopteri; Pomacentridae. The record is from RefSeq and is a predicted model, not a curated record. Gene Ontology annotation, cellular component: mitochondrial inner membrane. The coding region runs from base 190 to 1176 and encodes 328 amino acids. The transcript has 7 exons.